Molecule: messenger RNA, 415 nt
Organism: Paramecium octaurelia
Lineage: Eukaryota; Ciliophora; Oligohymenophorea; Peniculida; Parameciidae
Source: the annotation of a GenBank genome assembly
GCUGAAUAAUCUGUUAGUUAAAAUGAAAGACCAAUAAAGAAAUUAGGCAUCAGCAUUCGACUAUCUAUAUAUUACUGAGGAGAUAUCAAAAUAUCAUAUAUCAUCGUUUCGUUAAGUUCCAAUCAUUAAACCUAAAAAGAUAUCUGAUAAUCCUUUUUACGCUUUAACUAUGCAUAAAAGGAAAACCACCCCUAAAAUUGUUUAGACAGUUGAAUAAAAUGAAUAAAUUACGAAAGCAUUUCCAAAAAGAGAAUAAAGACACAAAUUGAGAUCCAGAACAAUUACUGAUAAUUCAAGUGUAGAAUUACCUAAAAUUAUAGAGAAAAAAUGGGAACCUAAGAAAGCACAUAUGUAUUAUAAUUUGAAUUAUUUGAUAUAAUAAACAAAGAGAGGUUUGAAAACAAUUCAUUAUUGA